AGAAGAAGCAACCUUCCGCUCUUCCUCCGUAAACAGGUUACAAAACCAAAGCUGAGCUGAGGACUUUAACUUCCAUUGCGUCGCGGCGAAUGGGGUUUGACAAGUUCUGCAGUUUGGACAGUUCCGAUCCAUUCUGGGACUGGAACCGCACAUGGUACGCCACAAACCCAGACCUCACCCAGUGUUUCCAGAACACUGUCCUGGUGUGGCUGCCAUGUCUCUACCUCUGGAUAUGUGCCCCCAUCUACCUCAUCUACCUCCGCAGCCAUGGCCGUGGCUACAUAUGUAUGAGUCACCUCAACAAAGCUAAAACUGCUGUUGGCCUUCUGCUGUGGAUUAUCUGCUGGUCAGAUGUUUUCUAUUCUUUCUGGGAAAGAAGUCAUGGUAGCAGUGUCCCCGCACCUGUCCUCCUAGUCAGUCCAACCUUACUGGGCCUCACCAUGUUGCUGGCCACGCUAGUAAUCCAGUACGAACGGAUGAAAGGGGUUCAGUCGUCUGGAGUAAUGCUGAUCUACUGGCUGCUGGCGCUGCUUUGUGCCACGGUCACCUUUAGGUCCAAAGUCCUCCAGGCCCUGGACCAGCUAUCGUCAGUGUGUGUGUGGCGGUACACCACCUUUUAUAGCUACUAUGCUCUGCUGCUGGUUGCUCUGUUCCUGUCCUCCCUGACGGACCAGCCACCCCUCUUCUCCCAGGCUGUUAAAGACUCGAACCCCUGCCCUGAGCCCGGAGCGUCCUUCCUCUCCAGAAUAACCUUCUGGUGGAUCACCAGGAUGAUGGUGACGGGUUACAAGCGCCCCCUGGAGGAGAGGGACCUGUGGUCUCUGAACACUGAGGACCGCUCCCAGAGAGUGGUUCCCCAGCUGGUGCGUCGCUGGAAUGCAGAGUGCCAGAAGGUCAAAAGGACGGAGCCGAAAACGCUGUAUUCCCCCAGACAGGUUCCGCACAGUGAACACAAAGAUGGGAGAAUUGUGGAAGAGUCUGAAAUCUUGAUUGUUAAACCCCCCCAGAAAACAAAGGAGCCCUCCCUGUUCUGGGCACUGUGCCUGACCUUCGGGCCCUACUUCCUCAUCUCCUGCCUCUACAAAUUAAUCCAGGACAUCCUCAUGUUCGUCGGGCCUGAGAUCCUCCGGUUGCUGAUCGACUUCGUGAACAACUCCAGCGCCCCCUCCUGGCAGGGCUACUUCUACACCGCUCUGCUCUUCAUAUGUACCUGUGUGCAGUCGCUCAUCCUUCAGAGGUACUUUCACGUCUGCUUCGUCUCAGGCAUGCGUCUGCGCACCGCCAUCAUCGGAGCUGUCUACAGGAAGGCCUUGGUUAUAAGCAGCGCGGCACGCCGUACCUCCACAGUGGGAGAGAUCGUCAACCUUAUGUCAGUGGACGCUCAGCGCUUCAUGGACCUCAUCACCUACAUCAACAUGAUCUGGUCUGCCCCCCUGCAGGUGGUGCUGGCCCUCUACUUUCUGUGGCAGAACCUGGGUGCGUCUGUGCUGGCUGGAGUGGCUGUGAUGGUUCUGAUGGUUCCUGUCAAUGCUGUCAUCGCCAUGAAAACCAAAACCUACCAGGUGGCUCAGAUGAAGAGUAAGGACAAUCGCAUAAAGCUGAUGAACGAGAUGCUGAAUGGUAUCAAGGUGCUGAAGCUGUACGCCUGGGAACUGGCCUUCAAGGACAAGGUGUCAGAAAUCCGCGAGAGCGAGCUGCAGGUGUUGAAGAAGGCCGCCUACCUGGGUGCGGUGUCCACCUUCACCUGGGUCUGCGCACCUUUCCUGGUCGCCCUGUCCACUUUCAGCGUGUACGUGCUGAUCAACGACCACAACGUGCUGGAUGCCCAGAAGGCCUUUGUGUCGUUGGCGCUCUUCAACAUCCUGCGUUUCCCUCUCAACAUGCUGCCAAUGGUCAUCAGUAGUAUGGUGCAGGCCAGUGUGUCCCUGAAGCGGCUGAGAGUCUUUCUAUCCCACGAGGAGCUGCAGGAAGACAGUGUGGAUCACAAAGUGGUAGCAGGCUCCCCACACAGUAUCUCCAUAGUGGAUGGAGUUUUCAGUUGGUCCAGAGCCGAAUCGCCGACACUCAAGAGGCUGAAUGUGUGUAUCCCAGAAGGCUCUCUGGUAGCCGUGGUGGGACACGUGGGUUCGGGAAAGUCCUCUCUGCUGUCGGCCCUGCUCGGGGAGAUGGACAAGCUAGAGGGCUCUGUGCUUGUCAAGGGUUCGGUGGCCUACGUUCCCCAGCAGGCCUGGAUCCAGAAUUCCACCCUGAGAGACAACAUAGUGUUCGGUCAGGAGAGGAGAGAGGCCUGGUAUCAGCGUGUGGUGGAGGCCUGCGCCCUUCAGCCUGAUCUAGAGAUCCUUCCUGCUGGAGACGAGACCGAGAUCGGAGAGAAGGGAGUGAAUCUGUCUGGAGGUCAGAAGCAGAGGGUCAGCCUGGCCAGGGCUGUCUACUGUGACCGAGCCGUCUACCUGCUGGACGACCCGCUGUCUGCCGUCGACGCUCACGUAGGAAAACACAUCUUUGACCAAGUCAUUGGUCCACAGGGACUGCUGAAGGACAAGACUCGUGUGCUGGUGACCCACGGGCUGAGCUACCUGCCCCAGGUCAACCUGAUCCUGGUGAUGGUGGAGGGAGAGGUCACAGAGAUGGGCUCCUACCAGCAGCUCAUGGCCACCGAGGGAGCCUUCGCCGAGUUCCUGCGAACGUACGCCGCCGUCGAACACGCUGACAACAACGAACCUGUGCCAAAGAGCGGAACCAAAGCAGUGGAGAACGGCAGUGCGACCGCUCUUGUUGGCACUCAAGGUGUCAGCAAUGUGUCCAAGCUGUCCCCGGCGGGCAAAGAGGACAAGGAGCUGAGCAAGAAGGCCAAGAACCCUGAGGUGGGCAAGCUGACAGAGGCUGACAAGGCCAGCACGGGUCAGGUCAAGCUGUCUGUGUUCUGGGCCUACAUGAAAGCCAUCGGGGUGCUUCUGUCCUUCAUCAGUCUGCUGCUCUUCUUCACCCAUCACCUGCUCUCCGUCUUCUCCAACUACUGGCUGAGCCUGUGGACCGACGACCCCGUGGUUAACGGCACUCAGCCUAACAGACUGAUGAGACUGGGGGUGUAUGGUGGUCUUGGCCUGUCCCAGGGGGUGGCUGUCUUUCUUUACUCUCUCUCCAUGUCCAUUGGGGGCAUCCUGGCGUCCCGCUACCUCCACCAGUCCAUGCUGUAUGACAUCCUGCGCUCACCCAUGUCUUUCUUUGAGCGAACCCCCAGCGGCAACCUGGUCAACCGCUUCGCCAAGGAGAUGGACACCAUUGACUCAAUGAUCCCCAGCAUUAUUAAGAUGUUCAUGGGCUCCAUGUUCAACGUGUUGGGCUCUUGUGUUGUCAUCCUUAUCGCCACCCCGCUGGUAGCCAUCAUCAUUCCUGUUCUCGGCCUACUCUACUUUUUCGUGCAGAGGUUUUACGUGGCGACAUCUCGACAGCUGAAGCGUCUGGAGUCCGUCAGCCGGUCACCCAUCUACACCCAUUUCAACGAGACGCUGCUGGGCACCUCCGUCAUCCGAGCCUUCGGCGAACAGGAGCGCUUCAUCUGCGAGAGUGACCAGCGGGUGGACCACAACCAGAAAGCUUAUUACCCCAGCAUAGUAGCAAACAGGUGGCUGGCAAUCCGCCUGGAGUUUGUAGGAAACUGCAUCGUGUCAUUUGCUGCUUUGUUUGCCGUCAUAGCUCGAGAGAGCCUCAGUCCAGGCAUCAUGGGCCUCUCUAUCUCCUACGCCCUCCAGCUGACUGCCUCUCUCACCUGGCUGGUGAGGAUGUCCUCUGAUCUGGAGACCAACAUCGUGGCUGUGGAGAGAGUGAAAGAGUACAGUGACACACAGAAAGAGGCGGAGUGGAAACAUGAACCCUCCAGCCUCCCCCCGGGUUGGCCCACUCACGGCUGCGUAGACAUCAGAGGCUUUGGCCUGCGCUACCGUGAUGAUCUGGACCUGGCCGUCCGCAGCAUCACCAUCAAAAUUAACGGAGGAGAGAAGGUGGGAAUUGUGGGUCGCACGGGAGCGGGGAAGUCGUCCCUGACGCUGGGGCUGUUCCGGAUCAUCGAGGCAGCUGAGGGCCACAUCCUCAUUGAUGGGGUAGACAUCGCUCAGCUGGGCCUCCAUGAACUCCGCUCCAGGAUCACCAUCAUCCCACAGGACCCAGUGUUGUUUUCAGGCUCCCUGAGGAUGAACCUGGAUCCCUUUGACAGCUACUCUGAUGAGGAAAUAUGGCGGGCUCUGGAGUUCUCCCAUCUCAAGAACUUUGUGUCCGGCCUGCCUGACAAACUCAACCACGAGUGUAGUGAAGGAGGAGAGAACCUCAGUGUGGGUCAGCGGCAGCUGCUGUGCCUGGCCAGAGCUCUGCUGAGGAAGACCAAGAUCCUGGUGCUGGAUGAGGCCACGGCAGCUGUGGACAUGGAGACAGACAACCUGAUCCAGUCCACCAUCCGCUCUCAGUUUGAGGACUGCACCGUCCUGACAAUAGCUCAUCGCCUUAACACCAUCAUGGACUACACCAGGGUCCUGGUGUUGGACAAGGGAGAGAUGGCAGAGUUUGAUUCCCCCUCUAACCUCAUCGCUCAGAGAGGAGCCUUUUACAAGAUGGCCAAGGAUGCCGGGCUGGUCUGAGGCCGGAGACACCUGACUUUGUCCAGCUGUUCCUCUGAGUCCCUCCCAGCUUUUCUGGCUCCUGAAGCGGAGGUUCUCAGCUAAAGAGUGAGAGGGAGAGAAAGUAGGAGCUUGUUUACUAUUUAAGCGAUAGUGCUGAUGAGAACGAGGAGUUUGGUUUGAGCUGCUCCACCUUUAUACGUCCAUCUUCCCUGAACUACAGAUUUCUUUCUUAGACCACAUCAUUUCUGUGUACGCCAGUUUCUGCAAUGGAAGGGGCCUGAGAACUUGGCUUUUAUUUUGACAGUGCACAAGGACAAGAAAACUGUUGUCCUGUAAGUGUGAAAUCAUUAGUGCCAAAAACUUCCCUGAGAUAUAGCAGCUGUUCUCAAAGAGAAUGUGGGACAGUGCUCCACAGACAGUUAAUAAUGUGCUGUUUGUUAGCAUUAGUGUGUAAAGACAUCUGUAUUCUUUACAGGGAAUAAUUCAGCCUUUGGCCUGACAGGACUGGUGUUACUGCUUAUUCUAAAGUCUCCCCAGACUCAUCUGUUAAGCCAAAAUGGCUGACUCAGAGUCUGCUUUGAAUCAGAAAGCAGCCUGGAACUGGGACACGGCUCAUUUUUGACCCUGUAGCUAAGCUAAGUUAGCUGUUGCAGGGCAGUGCAGUCGGUUUGUUAAGCUGAAUGUAAGAUCACCAGGAGAGAUUCUUCUGAGACACGAGUGUUUUGUUGUCUCGCACUUUCAGUUUUACUCUCAGAGCAUCGCCACCAGGAGGAGGGAGGGAGGGAGGGAGGGAGGGAGGGGGGGGUGGAGGUGUUGGACCCGCUGACUGGUCAGAAACAUCAGCCAUGCUGGUGAUGUCACAUAUAAAUCACAAAAAAAAAAAUAAUAAUACAAACGCACAAACUGUAGGAAUCUGUCAGAUAGAUUCUGCUUGACUGUUAUUUUACAUGCAGCACUGAUUGUUUAUUUAUUGUGUUUUUUCAGCAUCAGCUUUAAAUUGUUGUGUUCAUACAAACCCAAACAACAUGUUUCCAGUUUUAACCAAAUCAUUUAGUGUGUUACAAUGAAACUAUUAGACUUUCUUUUCAUGUCUGUGUGUAGCCUUGGAUGAAUGGAUGCAGAAGAACACGUCUAAUAAGGUUGCAUGGUGCCGAUGUUCGAAGUCUCACUUUAGCUCUGACAGCAGUUUGCAUUUGAUUUGAGUAGAUUUCGACACUCCGUGCUUUUCUUUGCGUUAGCAAGUUGCUUGUUUUGUCGGUAUUGAAUAAAGAUCUGUUCAGCUGAUGCUCCUGGAAUGACAUGCAGGAAGUCUGCAGUGUGCAGGGGGGGGGGGGUCAGAUGUCUUCACAGACACAGAAGAAAUGAAAUGUGCCGGAUAUAUUCUAACCUGGUUACAGUUGUAGUUUCCAGUGACUGUCUAGGCAAAAGCCCAUCCCACAUACAGCUGAGUUGUCUCGCUUACAAGUGGCAAGUGAUUUUCUGUCUGUGUUUGUUCUGCACAGAGGAGACAAGAUAGAAGUGCAUCGAGUGUCAUGAACCUCGGUAUAAAGACACUGACUGCUUUGGCGUCAUCACACUGACACUUAAUUACUGACACUUGAGUAGCUGAUAAUGACGCUUGUGUGAAUACAUAAGUGUCAUUAUGUUUCUAAGUAAUGCUCCCCUGUGGGAUAGAGAACAUGUACAUGAAAGAAAAGCCUUAGUACGAGAAACUCUGUGGGUAUUUUUUGUGCAUGUAACUUCAGGGGCUCUUAAGGUUUAUUUAUAGUGAAAAACGAUACAGAAAUUAGUUUUCCAAGCAGUACCUAUUGGUAACACCUGCCAUGCAAGGUGUUAGUAGUUUUAAAGUUCAGGACAUUAACAUGCUGAGGUUGCAUGGGGUGUGUGUGUGUGUUUUUUUUUUUUGUUUUGUUUUGUUUUGUUGUUGUGGAACUGGAGGAGAUGUUUUACUGAAGAUUAGGGCCAAAUGGAAAAAGAGAAUUGUUAAUUUGUAGGAAAAAAAAAAACAGAAUUUUGAGAUUAAGGUUAGAAAAAAAAAAAAGUCCAAAUUUUCCAGUUGAAGUUU
This is a messenger RNA of Toxotes jaculatrix (banded archerfish), 6678 nucleotides long. RefSeq names its product ATP-binding cassette, sub-family C (CFTR/MRP), member 1 (gene abcc1). Lineage: Eukaryota; Metazoa; Chordata; Actinopteri; Toxotidae. Gene Ontology annotation, molecular function: glutathione transmembrane transporter activity; ATP binding; ATP hydrolysis activity. The transcript is spliced from 31 exons. The coding region runs from base 90 to 4631 and encodes 1513 amino acids. The record is from RefSeq and is a predicted model, not a curated record. Gene Ontology annotation, cellular component: basolateral plasma membrane. Gene Ontology annotation, biological process: glutathione transmembrane transport; xenobiotic transport.